AUGGCUUCCAACCUGGCUGCCCUUCCCGAGUCGUUCUCGAGCGUGGAAGACCCGACUACUCAGCAGCCCAGGCCCACGGUCACAUGGAACCUGGGCUCGUCCACGGCGUCUGCGGCCGCCGUCCAGGCGACCACCAGUUCCCGUACCAACCCGGCCUCGGCCUUCGUCCGGCGCAAUAAGCUCGGCAGCUGCCCCGAAGUCAACGCAGGGGCCCGGCCUCAGAUCUGCUUCCUGCGGCCGCGGACCGCGAAGCCGCUGGUGCUUUUCAGCUUAAUGAAUGCCAGUGAAGCAGCGGUGAAAAAAUUUUUACCCAAGAGCCGCUUAUCUCGAGUGAUUACUCGUGACAACCUCUGUGCACAACGAAUCUAUGAGAUGGAGAUAAGAGCUUCAGACAAGACCAAGAAAAAGAUGGGCCACUUGUAUGACCACCUGAAAAAAAAGUUCAUGAUGGAGCAGCUCAGAAAGCUGGGGCGCUGGAGACGGGAAUUCCUGAACAUCCAGCAGUACCUGGAUAGUAUCCGAGGGUGUGAGUUCCAGCUGCAAUUCCAUCCUAACAAGAAAAGGCGGCCACCCUAGUCGAGGCAGAAUGAUCUGCCCCAGAGCUAUGACGACACUAGGGUGAAGGGAGAAAAAGAGCUAGAAACCAGCCAGCCUACACUGUUGUAGAACAACAAUAAACCCAGGCGAGCGGACAAUG
Ceratotherium simum simum (southern white rhinoceros) is the source of this 697-nucleotide messenger RNA. RefSeq names its product chromosome 35 C5orf52 homolog (gene C35H5orf52). Lineage: Eukaryota; Metazoa; Chordata; Mammalia; Perissodactyla; Rhinocerotidae. The record is from RefSeq and is a predicted model, not a curated record.